This is a messenger RNA of Camellia sinensis, 2098 nucleotides long. Its product is annotated as GRAS family transcription factor. NCBI's taxonomy places the organism in Eukaryota, Viridiplantae, Streptophyta, Magnoliopsida, Ericales, Theaceae. The record is from RefSeq and is a predicted model, not a curated record.
CUUGUAACCUUUAAAAAAACCAUUAAUACAACAUCACAUCCUCCAAAAUACAGCACACACCAACAUCAUGAAAAUGCUCUUCACCGUCCCUUCCAUUUCAUUAUUUUAACUCACACCCAAACACCAACUCCUCUCACCUCUCUCUCUGUCUUUCCUCUUUGGUCAAUGACCAAUUUAAACACCAUCCCAUAACAACCAUACCUCCUCCUCCUCCUCCUCCUCCUCCUCUUCAUCUCUCAAACACACACGAUUUCCAACACGAUGGUGCUUGAUGAAUCUGAUCCAAUAUCUAGCUCUGAUCACAUAUUAGAUUGGUUGGAAGGCUCAAUAUCGUUCCUUCCAUCGUUUUUAGAGGAUCCAUAUAACUCUGGCGAUUUAAACGGUGAUCAAUGGUGGGUUCAAGGGUGUCAAGAUCUAGGACAAGAGUUUUUGAAUACUAGUUCUACUUCUUUUAAUAGCGCUUCUACCAUCACCACCGCUACCAGCACCACGCUAACAGGUCCCAUCGUCACGAACGAUGUACCACCAUCUGAUUCAUGCAAGAAACGGAAGGUGUCCGAUGACCCGGUUCCCAAAGCACCUCAAAAUCAGCGGAAGAGUCAGAACCGUCGGGUCAACAAGGCCACUGACGAUGGGGAUGCAGUGGUGGAACAAGGGGUGACGGUUAAGAAAUCAGUUGGGACCAAAAAGGCAUCAGCCAAGUCAGUUGGAAAUAACUGUAAUAACGGUAAUAACAGAGAAGGGAGGUGGGCAGAGCAGUUGCUCAACCCUUGCGCCGCUGCGAUCACCACCUCAAAUAUGACACGUGUUCAACACCUGUUGUACGUCCUCCACGAGCUCGCUUCUGCUAGCGGUGAUGCCAACCACCGCCUCGCUGAUCACGGACUCCGAGCCCUGACCCAUCACCUCUCCUCCCCUGGCUCCUCUGUUUCAGUUGGGACUAUCAAUUUUGCUUCCACGAAACCCCAAUUUUUCCAAAAAUCACUGAUGAGAUUCGACGAGGUUAGUCCCUGGUUCAUGUUUCCUAACAAAAUUGCCAACACUUCGAUCCUCCAAAUCCUUGGAGAGGAGGACAGGUCUCGGAAUCUUCACAUCCUUGACAUUGGAGUUUCUCAUGGAUUUCAAUGGCCAACCCUACUCGAAGCCUUGACUCGCCGCCCCGGUGGUCCUCCUCCACUUGUCCGCCUCACAGUCAUCGGAGCCACCACUGACGAUGAUCGAAAUCCAGAUAUUCCAUUCGCAAACGGUCCACCGGGCCAUAGCUCCUCCACCCAACUCCUCUGUUUUGCCAAGUCAAUGAACAUCAAUCUACAAAUCAAUCGCCUCGAUAACCACCCAUUACAGAAUCUAAAUACCCAAAUCAUCAAUUCCUCACCCGAUGAAACGUUAAUCGUUUGCUCUCAAUUCAGACUCCACCAUCUGAAUCACAACUGCCCUGAUAACAGAACCGAGUUCUUGCGAGCAUUAAGGAGUUUGGAACCCAAAGGCGUGAUUUUAAGCGAAAACAACAUGGAUUGUAGCUGCAAUACUUGUGGGGACUUUGCAACAGGGUUUUCGCGACGCGUUGAGUACUUGUGGAAGUUCUUGGACUCGACAAGCGCGGCUUUUAAAGGCAGAGAGAGCGACGAAAGGAGGAUGAUGGAAGGAGAGGCUGCAAAGGCGUUGACGAACUCGGAGGAGAUGAAUGAAUGGAGGCAGAGGUGGUGUGAGAGGAUGAGAAGGGUUGGUUUUGUUGGGAAAGUGUUUGGAGAGGACACCAUUGAUGAAGCAAGAGCUUUGCUGAGGAAGUAUGAUAGUAAUUGGGAGAUGAGAGUGGAAGAGGAAGAUGGGUGUGUGGGUUUGUGGUGGAAAGGACAGCCUGUUUCAUUUAGUUCGUUAUGGAAGUUGGAUCUGAAACAAAGUAACAUGUAACAGAGUUAUUGUAUGUUUUUUCAUCUUUCCUCUUCUAUGUAUAUUACCUCUAGAGUGUCAACUAUGAAGACAUAAAUUUCAAGGCUAGUUACACUUUUUGUCAACUAUGAAGACAAAUUUCAAGGCUAGUUACAGUUUUUGUCAUUUAUACCUGAUAUUUGAUUCGGCUGGAUUUGGUAAAGCUAAA